Trichophyton benhamiae CBS 112371 is the source of this 1455-nucleotide messenger RNA. RefSeq lists its product as uncharacterized. Bases 1 to 1455 code for a protein of 484 amino acids. The transcript has a single exon. The record is from RefSeq and is a predicted model, not a curated record. Lineage: Eukaryota; Fungi; Ascomycota; Eurotiomycetes; Onygenales; Arthrodermataceae.
AUGCCGCAUUUCAGUACCAACGUCUUUCGAAGGGCCAUCAGUUCCAUUUGCUGUACUGGAAUAUCAAGAAAGGGAGAGAAGCCUGAGAGAACUCAGACAGGAAAAGAUAUGGCGCUGCUGGCUAGCAUUGAAGACGGCACUUUUGCUACCCUUAGUGAUACCCAGGCAGUUCAACUCUUUGGAGCUACCUUCUACUGGGAACUCGACCGGCUGAAGCGUGCAAAGCCCACUGUAGAGUCUUCCGGGACAAAAACACUAGGAAAUCUCGAUUAUGAUGGUCUUACACCGUCACAACUCCUGUUUGGCGAAGACUUCGUGGAAGUCAACCGGACGCUCGUUGGAAUGCUCGCUUUGAAGUGGCUAUGGUCGAACGACUACGACUCGUUCACCUAUCAUCAACAUCCGGAGAGAAGGCUCCAGCUUGAAUCGUUUGAGAGACUAUAUGCCAUUUUAUCUGGGGGCCUUCCGCAUCCAUACGAGAUAUACGCUCUUCUCGUUGCGAUUGUGGUCAACGACCUUGGGAAAGACGACAGCCUUCAGGCCUCAGUCGCGGAGACCACGGGUCAGACGUACGAUAACCAUGAUGAAGUCCUUUUAGCGGCUGCGAAUGCUCAGAUGAUACCCUCCAUCAAUACCCUUCAGCCGGAUUUGAGAUCAGAUCUGAUGUUGGGACUCGAGGUUGGUUCAAGCUUUAACCUUGCACAGUUGGCUCAGGCAGAGAACGUUCCUGCGAGCCUUGAAAGCAUAUAUGCAAUGCGUGACAGAGAGAGGGCAUUUUUCCUGAAAUAUAUGGAAGUUCUUUUGGAUAUUGCAGGAGCUGCCGGUCACAUAGACUCUCGAAGUGCAGGGGCGAUGGUUGAGCCAGUAUUUCGAAGCUACCUCGCAGUAUACGAUGCUCUAGUUGGAGCCAUCAGUGGAAUCCUCUCUUUGAACCAGGCGUACGACCACGUUCUGACUUGCCGUGCAAGGAUCCUUGAGGAGACUGGGUUUAGGAGCUUAUCGGCUCGCAUACCGGAGGAACGAGCGUUACUACGGCUGUUGACAAUGGGACGAGUAGCAGACAUAUCUUUGGCAAAAUGCUUUUCAGAGGCAUUCGCCAAUUUACCAGAAAAUAUAAGAAAAGACCUAGUGGAUGGGCUAGGGGCUGAUGGCCUGAAUAUGAAGCCAGCUAUCCUGCCGUACUACUCCCCUGGACUAAUCGCAGAGGCACUGAGAAGCUGUGCCGGCAGCUCACAAAAUACAAAAAUACAUGUUGUGGGCGCGUUGAUGCGGUUUCUUGCCCGGGUCUACGGCGAAGCUGCAACCAAAGCACCAGAACGCCCGCAGGGAGAAAUUUCAAAUGUUAUUGAGGUUGACUUAUCCUUUGCUCAGCCGGUGGUAUCAGGUGAGAAUUUUAGACUAGAUCCAACUGUGUUAGAUGCAUUACCAAUUUCCCGGCUACACCGGCAUGAAUGA